GAUUUGGUGCGAGCUCAUUGUCAAUUCUUCUCUUGUUAUUAGAUCCCAAAACCAGAAACGAGUCCACAGAGAGACAGAGAGAGGAGGAGAGAGAGAGCAUAUCUGGAUCUAGAUCAUCAUCAUCUUCUUCUUGUGUGGCUCUGGUAAAUGCGACCAUGACGGUUCGACGAACUCCUCUCGCAAGUCAUGUAUGGUUUUCGGUGUCUCUUCUUCUCUUCUUCAUCCAUGCUCACUCCUUCUACCUCCCCGGUGUUGCUCCCGAAGAUUUUCACAAGGGGGAUCCUUUGACGGUUAAAGUGAACAAACUGACUUCUAUAAAGACGCAGCUUCCGUACUCAUUCUAUUCUCUUCCUUACUGCAAGCCAGAGAAAAUAGUUGAUAGUGCAGAAAAUCUCGGUGAAGUUCUUCGUGGUGACCGUAUUGAAAACUCUCCUUAUGUGUUCAACAUGCGAGAACCUCAAAUGUGCAAUGUUGUCUGUCGCGUAACACUUAAUGCGAAAACUGCAAAGGAAUUUAAGGAAAAGAUAGAUGAUGAAUAUCGGGUGAACAUGAUUUUGGAUAACCUUCCUCUGGUUGUUCCAAUACGAAGGCUGGAUCAGGAAUCUGUCAUUGUGUAUCAACAUGGCUUUCAUGUAGGUCUAAAAGGACUAUAUGCUGGAACCAAGGAGGAAAAGUAUUUCAUCCAUAACCACUUAUCAUUCACGGUGAAGUUUCACAAGGACCCACUUACAGAAUCCUCAAGGAUUGUAGGAUUUGAAGUUAAACCAUUCAGUAUCAAACAUGAAUAUGAAGGUCAAUGGAGUGACAAGACUCGUUUAACAACCUGUGAUCCCCAUGCAAAACGUACAGUUACCAACUCAGAUACUCCUCAAGAGGUUGAUGAUAAGAAGGAAAUUAUCUUCACAUAUGAUGUUGAGUAUCAAGAGAGCGAUGUGAAGUGGGCAUAUAGAUGGGAUACCUAUCUUCUGAUGGCUGAUGACCAAAUUCACUGGUUUUCAAUUGUCAAUUCAUUGAUGAUUGUUCUUUUUCUCUCGGGCAUGGUGGCCAUGAUCAUGCUACGGACACUGUAUCGCGAUAUAUCCAAGUACAAUCAAUUGGAAACCCAGGAAGAAGCCCAAGAAGAGACGGGAUGGAAACUGGUUCACGGAGAUGUUUUCAGACCACCUACAAAAUCAGAUCUCCUCUGUGUUUACGUUGGAACAGGUGUUCAGUUUUUUGGAAUGAUACUUGUCACCAUGAUCUUUGCUGUCCUUGGAUUUCUUUCUCCUUCAAAUAGAGGUGGUUUGAUGACAGCCAUGCUUCUGCUGUGGGUCUUCAUGGGUGUUUUCGCUGGAUACUCUUCUGCUCGGCUCUACAAGGUGUUUAAAGGAACCGAAUGGAAGAAGAUCUCUCUCAGAACAGCUUUGAUGUUCCCUGCAACAAACUUUGCCAUCUUCUUUGUCUUAAAUGCUCUAAUUUGGGGUCAGAAAUCGUCAGGGGCUGUACCAUUUGGAACCAUGUUUGUACUGGUUGUUUUAUGGUUCGGAAUCUCUGUUCCUCUUGUUUUUGUGGGUGGUUAUGUCGGUUUUAGGAAGCCAGCACUGGAAGAUCCUGUGAAAACCAACAAAAUUCCGAGGCAGAUACCCGAACAGGCCUGGUACAUGAACCCGGUCUUCUCUGUCCUUAUUGGUGGUAUACUCCCAUUUGGAGCUGUGUUUAUCGAGCUCUUUUUCAUCCUUACCUCGAUUUGGUUACAGCAAUUCUAUUACAUUUUUGGUUUCCUCUUCAUUGUCUUCAUCAUCCUACUCAUCACUUGUGCCGAGAUCACAAUUGUGCUAUGCUAUUUCCAACUGUGCAGUGAGGACUACCUUUGGUGGUGGAGGUCAUACCUUACUUCUGGAUCCUCAGCGCUCUACCUCUUCCUUUACGCUGCCUUCUAUUUCUUCACAAAGCUCGAGAUUACAAAGCCAGUUUCUGGGGUCUUGUACUUUGGUUACAUGCUGAUUGUGUCCUACGCGUUCUUUGUGCUCACUGGUACAAUCGGUUUCUAUGCAUGUUUCUGGUUUACGAGGCUCAUCUACUCGUCAGUGAAGAUUGAUUGAGCGAUACAACCUGAAUAUCAUUGGUUGAUUUGCAUCAUCUUGACGAAUCAUCUAUCACCUUGUGUUGAUCGCGGGAAUGCAAGGAUGAAUGCAAGGAUAUUCGACACCCCAGAGUUACCUGUGGAUUUCAGUUUUAAAUCUUAUAUCAUAGAAAUUAUUUUUUCUUUUUUCUUUUUUUUUUUAAAUUUUAUUUUCUCGUAGUUUAUAUUUUUGGUUUAUUUACUGUUUUUCUUUUUUCUUUGCCAGUUGUCAUGUAUUGAGACAUUUUGAGAGGAUGGUGAAGCAAUUUCCCUGUCCUCUAUGACUGCAUACUUUAGAAAUGAUCAAAGGAAUUCUUGUAUUAUCAAA
Molecule: messenger RNA, 2429 nt
Organism: Camellia sinensis
Lineage: Eukaryota; Viridiplantae; Streptophyta; Magnoliopsida; Ericales; Theaceae
Product: transmembrane 9 superfamily member 10
Biological process (GO): protein localization to membrane
Cellular component (GO): membrane
Source: RefSeq, a predicted model, not a curated record